UUGAAUUUCUUAUCCAAUAGUAGAGGAGCUGCAGCGCGCGCUUCUCCCGGCCUGGACCAAUCAGCGUCGCCGCUACGCCGGCAGCUCCUUUAUAAAGCCGGAGCUCGGCCGGAGUUUUUAUUCGUGUUUCUGUUGAAGUUGAAGACUCACAGAGAAAGAAAUGGCAAGAACCAAGCAGACCGCUCGUAAGUCCACCGGAGGUAAAGCUCCCAGAAAGCAGCUGGCCACCAAGGCUGCCCGUAAGAGCGCCCCGGCCACCGGAGGAGUGAAGAAGCCCCAUCGUUACAGGCCCGGUACCGUGGCUCUCAGAGAGAUCCGUCGCUACCAGAAGUCCACCGAGCUUCUGAUCCGCAAGCUGCCCUUCCAGCGUCUGGUCAGAGAAAUCGCUCAGGACUUCAAGACCGACCUGCGCUUCCAGAGCUCCGCCGUCAUGGCUCUGCAGGAGGCCAGCGAGGCUUACCUGGUCGGUCUGUUCGAGGACACCAACCUGUGCGCCAUCCACGCGAUGAGUGGAAGAGGCAAAGGCGGGAAAGGACUCGGUAAAGGAGGCGCUAAGCGUCACCGUAAAGUCCUCCGUGAUAACAUCCAGGGAAUCACCAAACCCGCCAUCCGCCGUCUGGCUCGCCGCGGCGGAGUGAAGCGUAUCUCCGGUCUGAUCUACGAGGAGACCCGCGGUGUGCUCAAGGUUUUCCUGGAGAACGUGAUCCGGGACGCAGUCACCUACACCGAGCACGCCAAGAGGAAGACCGUGACCGCCAUGGACGUGGUUUAUGCCCUGAAGAGGCAGGGCCGCACUCUGUACGGCUUCGGAGGUUAAACAUCAUCCUGCUCCUUAAACACAAAGGCUCUUUUAAGAGCCAACCACCAAC
Scomber scombrus (Atlantic mackerel) is the source of this 869-nucleotide messenger RNA. RefSeq names its product histone H3-like. Gene Ontology annotation, molecular function: DNA binding; protein heterodimerization activity; structural constituent of chromatin. The transcript has 2 exons. The record is from RefSeq and is a predicted model, not a curated record. NCBI's taxonomy places the organism in Eukaryota, Metazoa, Chordata, Actinopteri, Scombriformes, Scombridae. Bases 161 to 817 code for a protein of 218 amino acids. Gene Ontology annotation, cellular component: nucleosome.